Botrytis deweyae is the source of this 6750-nucleotide messenger RNA. RefSeq lists its product as uncharacterized. The transcript is spliced from 9 exons. The record is from RefSeq and is a predicted model, not a curated record. Bases 1 to 6750 code for a protein of 2249 amino acids. Gene Ontology annotation, molecular function: fatty acid synthase activity; oxidoreductase activity; 3-oxoacyl-[acyl-carrier-protein] synthase activity. NCBI's taxonomy places the organism in Eukaryota, Fungi, Ascomycota, Leotiomycetes, Helotiales, Sclerotiniaceae. Gene Ontology annotation, biological process: secondary metabolite biosynthetic process; fatty acid biosynthetic process.
AUGGCGCCUUCAGCGACCACCUGGAAUUCGCCCCAGGAGGGUAUGAAUGGUGCAGUUGAGGAAACGAUACUGGAGCAGACCUUCGAAGCUGCUCCAGGAGAAAGCGACGAUGCGCCUGAAGUCAAGGCCUUCAAAGAUAUUUAUUCUCAAGCUUUUAAAGAUGGAUACAUUUCGGGAUAUAGCCAACCCCAACUUGCAAAGCAGAUACCAAUAGCAAUCGUCGGAAUUUCGUGUCGGCUGCCAGGAAAUGUUAGCACUCCGGAUGAGUUUUGGGAGCUCUGUUCGAGAGCUCGAAGCGGUUGGUCAGAAAUACCGAAGGAGAGAUUUGAUACCGCAAGCUUCUAUCAUCCAAAUCCAGGAAAGGCUGGCUGUUUUAAUGCAGCUGGCGGAAAUUUUCUCAAAGAAGAUGUAGGGCUCUUUGAUGCGCCGUUUUUCAGUCUUACUGCCCAGGAAGCAACUUCGAUGGAUCCACAGCAACGAAUUUUGCUAGAAUGUACUUUUGAAGCUUUGGAGAGUGCGGGUAUCCCGAAACAUGAAAUUGUUGGGAAGGACGUGGGUGUGUUUGUCGGUGGCUCAUUCUCAGAGUACGAAUCCGCAUCAUUUGUGGACACCGAUAGUAUUCCUAUGUACCAAGCUACAGGAUGCGCUUUUGCUAUGCAGUCGAAUCGCAUUUCUCAUUUCUUUGAUUUACGAGGGCCUAGUUUUACCAUGGACACUGCAUGCUCUUCGAGUUUGGUUGCUUUACAUCAAGCUUGCCAGAGUAUUCGGAAUGGAGAAUGUAAAUCAGCUAUCACCGGUGGAUGCCAUCUCAAUAUGCUACCAGAAAACUGGAUUUCAAUGUCAAAUUCUCGUUUGUUUUCCGAUGAAGGUAGAUCUUUCUCUUUCGACAGCCGGGGCACUGGUUAUGGACGCGGUGAGGGUUGUGGUUUGGUUGUUUUAAAACCUUUAGAGCAAGCUCUUAAGGAUAAUGACAACAUCAGGGCCGUGAUAAGAGGAAGCGGAAUCAACCAAGAUGGUAAAACUCCUGGAAUAACCAUGCCUAACGGUUCUGCACAAGAAUCGCUCAUGAAAUGGGUCUACGAAAGUGCUGGUAUCGAUCCAAAAGACACAGGUUACGUGGAAGCUCACGGAACCGGUACCAAGGUUGGGGAUCCUAUAGAAGCUACCGCUCUGUAUAAUGUAUUUGGAGAAGGCAGAAAUGCCAGAAAUCCCCUCUUCAUUGGAUCCGUGAAAUCAAAUAUUGGACAUCUUGAAGCUGCUUCUGGUAUCAUAUCGGUGAUUAAGACGGCUAUGAUGCUUGAAAGAGGCUUUAUCCUGCCUAAUCACGAUUUCAAGACGCCUAAUGAGAACAUACCCUUUUCAAAAUGGCAUUUGAAGGUUCCUAUCAGUCAACGCCCAUGGCCAAGAGCAAAGAAGUUUGCUAGUGUAAAUAACUUUGGGUUUGGAGGUACAAAUGCACAUGUUGUUUUAGAACGAGCUCCUUUCAUAACUGAGCUUGAGCCUGAAUCCAGUGAGAAAGCGCUGCAAGGCAGAAGACUAAUCGCCUUGUCCGCGAACGAUAAAGGAGCUCUAGAGGCGCUCAUGAAGAACAUCGGGAUAUAUUUAGAAAGAAGGCCAGAAUUUUUUCAAAAUGGUCUAAUGAGUAACGUUGCUUACACACUUGGACAACGAAGAUCUCUACUGCAAUGGAGAGUAGCCAUUCCAGCCACAUCAUCCUUCGAACUCAUACAAGCACUCAACUCUGGGAAAGUUACUCCAAUGAGAGAGAUCGAGCCACUGCGUAUAGGAUUCAUAUUUACCGGACAGGGUGCUCAAUGGAACGCAAUGGGCCGGGAGCUUUAUGAACAUUAUCCAGUCUUCGCUGCAUCCCUAGAUGCUUGUGACAAAUGCCUCGUUUCAUUUGGGGCUCCUUUCUCCCUCAUCACCGAACUAAAUAAAGAUGCCACAACAUCGCUUAUCAAUGAAGCCCAUAUAAGUCAACCUGCAUGCACAGCCAUCCAGUUGGCCUUGACUGAUUUAUUAAGGAGUUGGAAUAUAAUUCCAGCAGCCGUCGCUGGUCAUUCCAGUGGUGAAAUUGGAGCAGCAUACGCAGCUGGAAUCUUACCCCUCGACUCCUGCAUGGCCAUUGCAUACUACAGAGGUCUAGCGACUGUUGGAUUAAGAAAGAAAUUUCCAGAUCUUCGAGGAUCAAUGAUGGCUGUAGGCUGUACUAAGGAAGAAAUGGAGCCACUCAUCGAUCAACUUAGCGCAAAGACAGCUCGUAUAGCUUGCUUCAACAGUCCGUCUAGUUUGACUAUCUCAGGAGACGAGCCGGCAAUCGACGAACUUCAAGCAUUGAUGGAACAGAAACAAAUGUUCAAUAGAAAGCUACAAGUGGAUGUGGCUUAUCAUUCUCAUCACAUGAGCUUGGUCUCAAAAGAUUACCGAGGCUGCCUUCAGUCUCUUGCUCCACCCAAAACUUCAAAUGUCAAGUUUCAUUCUUCAUUACUUGGUCAUCUCGUUGAAGGAUCAAGACUUGAGGCCCAGUAUUGGGUAGAUAAUCUGACACAAGCGGUUCGAUUCUCUGAAGCUUUGACGGAUAUGUGUGCACCAGGUGAUGGACAUAAAACUGGUGUGAAUAUACUCAUUGAACUUGGGCCUCAUUCAGCCCUCGCUGGCCCAAUCAAGCAGAUUCUAAAGGCUUGUGGGAAGGAUGCAAUGAAAAUUCCUUAUGCAUCUGCGCUUGUGAGGAAGAAGGAUGCUGUAGAGACAGCAAUCGAUUUGGCUUCAACGUUAUUCACGAAAGGCGCAUUUCUUAACCUUGGCGCUAUCAAUAUUACUCCCCCUCUUAAUCCUCCUUCAUUACUGAUCGACAUGCCUCGAUAUCCCUGGAACCACACAACAAAAUACUGGCAUGAACCACGCUUGACUCAGAAACACAAAAGUCGCACAGCUCAACGUCAUGAUCUUCUAGGUACCCUAGCCAAUUACUCGAAUGAUCUGGAGCCAACUUGGAGAAAUAUCCUUCGAAUCGAUGAUGUUCCAUGGCUUCGGCACCAUAAAAUUCAAUCCCUAACCCUUUUCCCCAUGUCUGCUUUCAUUGAGAUAGCAAUCGAAGCGGCAUCGCAGAGAGCAGCAUCUAAUAAUAUUCAGUACGACAAUUUCGAGCUUCGCGAUGUCUCCGUCACCAAGCCGCUUAUGCUUACUGAAGAGCCUGUCGAAAUUACUCUUCAGCUACGUUCCCGUACACCAGAAAAUUGUGCUUCUGAUAUUUGGGACGAGUUCAAAAUUCAUUCGUGGGCUGCGAAUAAAGGAUGGACCUUGCAUUGCCAGGGAAUAGUAGCCACUAGACUAGGCAAUCACGAUCUUGGACUUGAGAUGAAAUCAAGCAUCGCAAAGAUUACUGAAGCAGCAACAAGUACCGUCAACAAAUCCGAAUUAUACGAUUCGCUUUCAAAUAUUGGUGUUUCAUAUGGAUCGAGUUUCCAAGGUAUGAAUGAUUGCUUCGCUUGUGAAGACGCCUCCAUGGCACAUGUCGUGGUUCCAGACACCAAGCAAGAAAUGCCAAAGGAGCAUCAAGAAGAUAUGAUAAUUCAUCCAGCAUUACUAGAGCAAGUCAUCGAGAUGUAUUGGCCAAUCAUCGACGCCGGAAAGACUUCAUUGGAUACCGUCUAUUUGCCUUCAUCUGUUGGACAAAUCACUAUUUCCCGAGAAAUAACAAAACUCAUGAGAAGUCCGGGUGCAUCCCUUCGGGCCUUCUGUGAGGGUACCUUUCCAUCUGGUUACCCCAAGCCCACCAAUAUUUCAAUGUUUGCCGUGGACAAUGACCUAUCAGAAGCUCCACUGAUUACAAUUCGCGAUUUAACAGUUUCACCAAUCGUAGAAACGAAUUCAAAUUCAGAGAAUGACAUACACAGGGAGCUUUGUUAUAAACUAGAUUGGGAGCCUGUAUUUGAGUCUUCAAUCUCUACGGAACAAAAUGGUGCCUCAAAUGGGGUAUCAGAGGCAUCCAAUGGAUCAGUAAAUGGUACAACGAUUGAAGUAAAAAACCACGAUUAUGCAUCCGAAGGCAUCGUCAUUAUCCAUGAGAGUUCGGAUGAACAAAUAGCUCUUUCAACCAGAUUGACCGAGUCUCUAGAGCAUUUGACCGGGAAAAGACCCGAGAUGGGUGCUCUAUCUCAGGUUGAAACAACCGAAAAGCUCUGUCUGAUCAUUUCAGAGCUUGAUAAACCAUUGCUGUCAACACUCACAUGUUCCCAAUUCCUUGCGUUACAAAAAGCAUUGAUUGGAUCUCGUGGAGUACUCUGGGUGAUCAGAGGAGCAUAUGGUGAUUCAUCUAAUCCUACUACCAACAUGGUCACUGGUCUAAGCAGAAGUAUUCGUUCCGAGUCAAUGCUGAAAUUUUCAACCUUAGACUUAGAUCCAAAAAGUGCUAUUUCUGAUGAGAACACGGCCAACGCUAUUCUCAAAGUCUUCAAAAGUGUUUUUGAUCCAGAAGCUGACGCAAACUGCGAAUUGGAAUUCAUGGAGAGAAAGAGUGUAUUUUUUACGCCACGUAUCAUCAAUGACUCAGAAUUGAACGAAUAUGUUCACAAACAAACAAAAGAUUCUGCUUUGGAGUUGACACAAUUUGGACAGGAACAUCGACCAUUGAAGAUGGCCAUCUCAGUACCAGGUGUUUUUGAAACCCUUCACUUCAUCGAUGCAUCACCGGAGGAAUCUAUAGAAGAUAGCAAGAUUGAGAUUGAGGUUAAAGCAAUCGGCAUGAAUUCAGUAGAUCUUACUGCUGUUUCAGGGCAUACUGAUUAUGACGGCUUUGGCUGCGAGUGCAGUGGUAUCGUUACGAAGACAGGUAGUCGUGUUACCAACUUUGCCGAGGGCGAUCGUAUUUCAGGAAUUGCAGUAUCUCAAGGAGUCUACUCUAGCCGUGCUCUUUUGGAUUCUUCUGCUGCUUUUAAGAUCAAUGAUGAUAUAUCAUUCGAGGUUGGUGCAUCAAUUCCUGUGGCAUUUUGCACUGCAUACUAUGGUUUGAAUGAUAUCGGACGAUUGCUUCCAGAUGAUACUGUCUUGAUUCAUGGAGGAUCCAGUGCAUUUGGGCAAGCAGCUAUCAAUCUUACCCAGAACAUGGGUGCUAAGAUUUUUGUAACCGUUGGUAGCAUCGAGAAGAAAGAUUUACUCAAAUCAACGUAUGGUCUCUCUGAAGAGGAGAUAGUCGUAAGCCAUAAUACUUCGUUCGGACCGAAAGAUCUCCAACAAACACACAGAGGCAACUUUGACAUCGUGUUGAAUUGUAUUCCAACAGAUACAGAUACGCUCCAAGAGUUAUCUUCGUGCUUGAGCAACUUUGGGCGUUUCAUCAAUCUCGCAAAACAAGAAAAUCAUCCAAAACUUGGAAGCGGAACCAACAGAAGUUAUUCUUCCGUUGACUUGAUAUCUCUGGGCACUGAAAGACCUAAAACUUUGAGCGCCGUCCUCUCACGGAUCUCUAGCUUCUUGAUUCAGGGUUCCAUCAAGCCUAUCAACACCACAGUCUUCUCAAUUUCGGACAUUGAGACAGCGUUCAAAACAUUGCAAUCAGCAAAAUUCGACGGGAAAUUAAUUAUUGCACCGGAGCCAGAUAAUUUGGUCAAGGCCACUCCCGCAGAUAAGAAAAGCAAGAUACUUCGCUCAGAUGCCACAUAUAUUCUCAUCGGAGGAACUGGUGGCUUGGGCCGAAGUAUGGCUAGAUGGAUGGUCAGCAAAGGUGCCAAACAUCUUGUUCUUGUGUCAAGAAAUGGCUCUGUCACUGGAGAAGUUAAGAAGAUGGUUGAUGAUCUCAGUACUGUUGGUGCCAAUAUUGUGAUUCGACGUUGUGACGUGUCGAACAGCGAGGCAGUAAAUAAUUUGGUCACGAAUGAGCUUACAGAUAUGCCUGAAGUCAGAGGUGUCAUCCAUGGAGCUAUGGUCCUACGAGAUGUUCUAUUCGAAAAAAUGACAUACGAAGAAUAUACCUCGGUUAUUGAAUCUAAAGUCCAAGGUGCUUGGAACUUCCACAAUGCUCUUAAAUCACAAGCAUUGGACUUUUUCGUCGCUAUUUCUUCUGCCGCCGGUGCAGUUGGAAACAGAGGUCAAGCUUCCUAUGCUGCGGCCAAUACAUUCCUAAAUGCAUUUGUGCAAUACCGUCUCGCUCAAGGAUUGCCUGCCUCAUCCCUAGAUCUUACCGCCGUGUCUGACGCCGGAUAUCUCGCGGAAAACGUCGACGCAGCAGCCGAAGUAAGCAAGAACCUCGGAAGUGACACUAUAUGCGAAGCAGAGGUAUUAGCACUUCUCGGGGCUGCCAUUACUGGUCGUUUGGCUAGUACAUGUAACAAUCACACAAUAACAGGAAUGCGUAUCACCACUCCGCCACCUUUUUGGACUAACGAUGCCAAAUUCAAACAUCUACGACUCGCCCACGAAGCUCUUUCAUCAUCUCUCUCCGAUUCUCCAUCAGCCAAUAUAUCCUUCAAUGCCGCACUUAAGAGCGCCACCACAAUUGAGGAAGCGCAGGAAGCCGUUACGCGAGGAUUAUUACAUAUUUUACCUUGUGUUUUGAUGUUGGAAGCAGAAGAUAUGGAUGUUACACGAAGUUUAUCAAACUAUGCAUUGGAUUCUUUGGUAGCGAUUGAGGUGAGGAAUUCCAUUGCGAGGGAAUUUGAGGCCAAUUUACAGGUUUUGGAAUUGUUGAGUAGUGGCAGUAUUGAGAUGUUGGCGAGAGCCAUUUGUGGAAAGAGUAAACUGUGUAGUUUUUAG